This is a messenger RNA of Acanthopagrus latus (yellowfin seabream), 6503 nucleotides long. RefSeq lists its product as uncharacterized. Lineage: Eukaryota; Metazoa; Chordata; Actinopteri; Spariformes; Sparidae. Gene Ontology annotation, biological process: positive regulation of Rho protein signal transduction. Bases 919 to 4527 code for a protein of 1202 amino acids. Gene Ontology annotation, molecular function: guanyl-nucleotide exchange factor activity. The transcript has 8 exons. The record is from RefSeq and is a predicted model, not a curated record.
ACUCACCGUUACCUUUGGUAAAUGAAUGACUGCGGGGAUAACACUCGGGGUAACGGAAGUACACAACUCAACAACAUAGAUGUUUUAGAUGGUUUUACGUGGAAAUGUUACACACUUCUAUUGUCCAUAUGUUUCUGGAGAGGUGGUGAUGAGAGAAGACAUGAUCAUGCCUCGAUCCGAAGUGACAGCUCCGGUGUUUCUGUGGCUGUUGGUCACAUUGAUGGUUUGGUGUGGAGUCCUGCGGGCUGUUGUGGAUCACACCGUGUUAAGUUGUUUGUGUAUGUGUGUGUGUGAUCCAGGUGAUGAUCUGACAGAGCAGCUGUCACUUCACUCUGACUGAGAGAAUUAAAAGGAUUAGUCAAGUGUUGAGGAUGAUGACACAGCAGCAGCACCUGCCUGCACUUUGUUCUCUGAAUGUGUGUGUGUGUCUGUGUGUCAGAGAGAGAGCACCUCACAACUCAACAGCCGCUUCCCGGUAACCAUGCCAACCACAAGGGGCUGUUCAUGUUGGAGCAUGCUCAGUUUGGCUCCGUCCCCCGUAACAAUAGCCAGUGAGGGAGCUCACACUCGCGCACACACACACACCCUCUCUCUCACUCUACUCCAGCUCGCAGUGGGAGCUAGACGGAGAGGAGAGGCUGCCUGCUGCGCUGCCGUGCUCGCAACACACAAACACCGACCGCCAAACACACACUCCUUCAUAACAAAGCCCAGGGCCUCGUCUGUCUGGCUCGGUGGAAACUCCGGCACAGGUUUCCGUCCUGAGAGGAGACUGAGGAGAAGAAGCCAGCCGCUUUGGGAUCUGAGCCAAUGACCUGCAGGAGGAGAGGAGCGGCGCAGAAGCUUGAUUAAAAUGGGGCUGCAGAUCUUCAUACCUGCUGACUGGAUGUCUGAGGGCCACUCUCUCAGCCUUCAGCCAUGCCUGACGUAAAGCCUCCUCCACCAUGUGACUACCCCUCCACCUCCUCCGUCAUCGCCUCUGCCGGCUCUCCUGCUGGCUGCGCCUCUCACCUUGACCUCGUCAUUGACAUGGAGCCCUGCAUCGCCAACCUCCCCCUGUCCCCCGACUCCCUGUCCUCCUUCCCACGACACAGACCCGGCAUCCCUCACUACCCGGGCCUCCAGGGGCCUCCCUACCCGCUCAUGGCUCGGUGUAACAGCAGCACCCUGCUCACUAACCUGGGGCUGAGGUACUGCUCCAGCAGGCAGGAGACUCUGGGACUGGGGUCAGGUGACGGGCCGGCCCUGGGCUCCUGCAGCCACACAGGAAGUAACGGCAGCAGGCCUUACAGGAGUAUGGAGAACCUGAACUGGAGCAACAUGGCAGAUCCUGGCUUGUGUGCGUUCAGUGCUGCCCCCUACAGGAGCGUGGACAGUGAGUUUAUUUUACGCUACACCUCCAGUACCAACUGGUGUGGCGGGCCUCCUGAUGGAGCUGUGGUGGGGGCUCACGGGCUGGUACCCAACCCAGAGAGCCUCGCCUUUUACCCCAGACAUGGGCUUCCCAGGAAGGACCUGCCACUCUUCCCUCAGCUGCUGUUUCCAGGUGGUGUCGACGAAUGGGAUGCAAGGAAGGGCCUUAGGGAGAAACUCCGCCUCCAGAGCGCGCGGUCAUCAGUUGAGCCUCUGAGGCCCCUCCCACUGCGGCCUCAGGUGAACCCAGGUGCUGCUCCCAUUGAACGGGAGGGUAUGCAUCACGUGAAUGGGUCCAGGCAGCUGUGCACGAUGCGCCUCACCAGCCCCGAGGAGAUCAAGCAGGAGGUUCUGAGGCGCCUGCAGCUCCGGCGCCAGAACAGCAGUCCCAACCUGGCUGUGAGCAGCUCCCCAUCCAGCCCCAGAGUGGUGAAGACGUCCUACACCACUGACAACAUCACAGCUAACCAGGACGAUUCUGCAUCGGAGCGCUGCAGACCUCCUGUGGGACGCCUUCACAUCCCCACGUUUGAGGAGUUUAAGAGGAUGAGGCAGAAGGAGGGAGAGCAGAGCAAAGAGUCCACAGCUGGUUCUGUGCUGUCUGGAGCACCUGCGGCUGAGCUGCCACAGGAAGCAGGAACAUCAGACAGCAACAACCCUCCUCCUGAUCGGACUGUCCCUCAGACGAAUGCUAGUGGAGGACACAGAGAGCAGCAAGAAGACUCGGUGGAGGUGGUGGGAGACAUGAGCAGAGGUGAAAGGACAUGCAGCAGCGGUGACACCUCCUCAGAGAGACCUCCCUGUAAAACCUCCUCCUCCCCCUCCAUCACCAGCACAUUAUCUCCAAUCCGCACAGGCCCGUCUCCACGCUCACCCCUGCAGCCCCUGGCCAGCUCCGCCCCGGAGAAAGCCUCUGCUGCGUGGGGAGAGGAUGGGAACAGCAGGCGGAGGAGAAGCAGCCUAGAGCCAGCUGGGUCGGUCCCCUUCCCGCCCAGCAGGGAGAACUGGGACCGUCCCUCCAGCUGCUGCCCGGCGCUCCUUCUGGAGGGGACAGACCUGUCCAGCUACGGAGCCAAGAUCUACAAGAUGAAGGACGGCCUCAUCGGCUCCGCCCUGGACCUCAUCAAGAAGAGCUGCAGUGCAGAGAUCUCCGGCGAGGCCCCCGUCAAGCUGUCAGGUGACCGGGACGGAGGCUGUGACAUCACCGCCCCCUCGACCGACUGUCAGCCCUCCACCGUUGCCAUGGCAACGUCGGCAACAGCCUGCGGAGCCGAGGCUGGCGACGAGACGCCUGCAGGAGGAGGAGGAGAGGAAGCAGGAGAAUGCCACACCGGUCUGGGCUGCAGGCGCUCCAGCUCGGACGCAGCCUAUGAGCUGGCUGAGACGGUGAGGGCGCAGCGCGAGUGCCGUCUCCGGCCCCACUACAGCGACCCCAUGCCAGCCGACGCCUCCAAGCGCAAACAGCUGGAGAUGAAGAUCGCUGCCGCCGCCCGACUCCACAGCCACCGGAGAGACCGCGACAGAGACCGAGACCGAGACAGUGCUCCAGCAGCCAUCCGUGGGCGCUCUGAGCCCCCUGGUGAGGAGCGUCAGGCUGGCCUGGGUGUGACUCGGUCCGGGCAGCACCGCUGGAGCACCAUCAGCAGCCUGAGUGCCGACAGCGGCGUGGUGGGCCUCAGUGAUGAGCGGGAGGAGGAGGACAGCGAGCCUCGGCGCUACCGCAGAACCCGGGGGUCCGAGGUGGAGCGGGUGGACAGCGGCAUCGGCCCCGGUCUGUCCCGCACCUGGAAGAGACCGUCUGCCUCCCUCAGAGCCUGGGAGGCUCAGAGACCUUGUCCAGACUGUGGACUGAGGGACGGGGCCUCCAGAGAGCGAGGCGAGCGCAUGUGUGAGCGCUGCUCCAAGCUGCGCACCGAGCGCAAGGAGGCCAUCCUGGAGUUUCUGAACACGGAGUCGAGCUACGGCGAGGACCUGCGCAUCAUCAAGGAGGAGUUCUACUGCCCCAUGCAGAGCGCCGGGCUGCUGACAGCCGAGCAGCUCACCGUGGUGUUCAGUAACGUCCAGGAGCUGAUAGACGUCAACGACCGCUUCACCGAGCACCUGCAGGACAGCAUCGACCAGGCCUUUGACCAGGGAGACGACGAUCUGCUGACAGUCUACAUAGGAGAGAUCUUCCUGGAGUUCGUUAACAUGCUGCCCGCCUUCCAGACCUACUGCCUGCAGCAGUCCACCUCGGUCAACAUGCUCAACACGCUGGAGAAGGAGAAAGAACUGCUCAGAAUCUUCCUGGACGUUUCCCAGAAUGACAACACGGCACUGCGUCGGAUGAACUUGCGCUCCUUCCUCAUGGCGCCCCUCCAGCGUGUGACUAAAUACCCCCUUCUCCUGAGCCGAAUCAUCAAGGUCACUCCCGAAUGUCACCCCGACUACGCGCGUCUCCGUGAGGCCAAGAGUCGGGUGGAAUCCCAUCUGGAGCACAUCAACAUGAAGACCAAGCAGGAGGGUAACGGAGUCACGUGGUCCCUCCGCUCAUUCCGCCGCGACAGCCGCAAAAACCGAGAGGUCAUCAACAUCGAGAUGCGAGAGGUGUCAAUGAAGACGGUGGGCUGGGCGCGAGAACACACACGCUUCGUCAUGGAGGGACCCCUCCAGCUGUCCCAGCCAGCGGAUGGUCAGUGGGUGAAGAAGGGCAGCAAGGCCCUCAAGUUCCAAAACGUCCAGAGUCUGCUGAUGGUGAGGACACAGCGGGCUGGGGAGGCCCCAGGACAGGGCACCGACCUGGGUGCGCGUGGGGAUCAGGGGGAGGGUGGAGGAGACGGCAUCCGAGAUGGAGUGCUGGUUCUUAUCAAGGACAAGAGCAGCGGGAAGUUCACAGUGCUGAGAGAGCCCAUCCGUCUGGGGAACUGUGUGGUGUCGACCGACCCCGACUCUGAGGACACAUUCGAGGUGCUCGACAUUCGGCGGGAAUCUUUUGUAUUCCGCGCAUCGGACAAAUCUCGCACCCAGCAGUGGUUCCAUCAGAUCAAGAGGUACGCUCGGGACUUGGGCACCUGGAGGAAAAGACGCAACGCGUUGCCCAACAUCAUGAUCAACACGAACCAGAGCCGCUCCUGAGACUGACCAUCCCACCGUCCACCGCUGUUACACUGUAAAUAACCUGAGUCCUUCUACUGCAAAAAACAAAGUGACGACAAGAAGCAUUUCUGCGUGAUGCCACUGUUACAACCUGUUCGAUUUCAGUUUCCCAAAAGAUCUUUCUCUACGUCUCGUAAGGGUAAGACAAAGAUAAAGCACUUUUUUCUCGUGCGCCAUACUGUCAUGAAAUUAUGUAUGAAGGUGGUUAACAUUAAAAAAAAUAUAUCUGAUCAUUGGACGACCAAAAAAACCUGGGCUGUGCUCGUCAGCCUUGAUUGUAAAGACUGUUUGCUCUCGGAGGAAGAGAGUGGAGUUUUCAGUAAAUAAGGUGUGUCUGUGGAAGAGCAUGACUGAACAUGACUGACUGCAAAAUGAAAAACUCUAAUGUCAUUUUUAUACCAGACAGUGGGGGUGCUUUCGUUUUUGGUACGCAGAGGUGGUCCAGGGCUUUGUUCAGUGGUUCCAGUUUGUUGUCACUGCCCUCUACUGUACGUUGGCGGUAGAGCAACUUUCACUGCCAGAGAUGCAGCUGAGCAGAGCCUCCUACAGGCUGAGCAGACCUCCUGCUUCACUGUGUUCAAACGAGAACGAGCAAUAAUCUCUACCAGUUUCAAAACAAGUAGCAGUGGUAAUACUGAAUUAUGCAUUUAAUUACCCUAAGAUCCUCCCUGGUGUUCGGGUGUUCAUCCGGCAUCAGUCUUUGGAAAUGAUCUCAGUGCCAUGGGAGCAGUUGAUGAGUAGUCAGCAUCCUUUUGUGUUAACGUCAUGUCACAUAGGUACAUUUAAACAAGACAGUUAAGCCCCCUGAGUGUUUAGUCCAGAGUUAUUCAACCUGUUCGUAGGGCUGCAACAAAGUUAACUGAUUAAUUAAUUAAUCUGGUUCACUGUUGGUCUGCAAAUUGUCUGAAAUGAACAUGGUUAUCUCAAACACCCCGACUGUACUGGACUGUAUUUUUGUUACAGUCCAAAUGGUAAAGUUAUUACAUUUACAAGCAGAUAGAAAGGGGGAGGCAGUGUCUGAGAGACCAGAUGAAGCAAUUCUGUUUUACAAUCAGAUAUCUCAUUGGGUCAUUUCUGCGCCAUACCGUUUGAACAAAACAGGUUUGAGAUAUGUCACUAUUUCUAUAUAAAUCCACCCUAAUCCCAUGACUCCUGAGAGCCGAAAAGAAAAAUAUGCUCCUUUUAAACUGUCAUUAACAGGAAAUGUCUGUGGCAGGUUGAAAGACCCUGGUCACGUGACAAUCUCGCCUCAAAAACCACCCCACCCGUCUUGUCCUGACACAGUUUGAACUGUGGGUUAUGAUUGGAGCUAGCGAUGAGCUGUUGUGCCUUGGUACUCGAUUACUGUUAUCCUAAAACACACUGAAGUAUUUGCAAUCCGCCACAGUAGCAUUUUCUCUGCGAUAUGGACUAGACUGCCCUCUGCUGGCACGUGAUUGAGAUCCAUUUACAGGCAAUAUAAUUAUUCCUCUGACAGUCCCUGGCUGCUGAUGAUCUGUGAUAACCGGAUCCUCUCUCUGAUUUCACCCUGUUUAUUUAUGAAGGCUUUAUUUGGUUUAAUGCACUUUAUUUCUGUAAUAAAAGCUCUCCAUUAGAUCUGCUGUUAUACAUGUUACAGUCUUGUUUAUUCACAGUUCUUCAUGUUCGAAGGAACCAGUCUUCAAACCAAAACUACUAUUUAUGCCGUUUUCUGUUUGCUAUGACGUAGCACUAGAGGAGGUAGUGAAUCACUGUGUUCUUGGAGGGCAGAGCUGCUCAACUCCACACCAACACUCGUGUGCUGUCGGAGGACGCUGGUUCAGAUGAACUCAAAAAAACAUGUCAAAAAAACAAAGACUGCUGAGCCGCAUACAGUUUCCUUUGAUUUCCUCCUUUGCAUUUGAGAGACCUGAUGUAUUAUUUCCCCAAUGUAAUAUAUUGUGAAUUAUAUUAAAAGAUUUUAAACACAAUUUUGC